AUGCAUGCAUGCCACGCGACUAUGCAAACUUCGGACGCGGUUGUGGUGAUGCCGUUAAUGGCUCGGAGCCAAAGUCGAACAUGGUGUCUGCCACGAAUCCGUAUUGGUCAACGGCGAGGCCGAUGUGAGUUGCAUGACUUCGUGACGUGGGCUUGGUGUGAAAGUGUGGAUCUUUGGUUCAGCCUUGUUCCUCUGAAAGAGGACAGUUAG
This is a messenger RNA of Protopolystoma xenopodis, 210 nucleotides long. Lineage: Eukaryota; Metazoa; Platyhelminthes; Monogenea; Polystomatidea; Polystomatidae. The record is from the annotation of a GenBank genome assembly.